UGUACCCGCGCCGCACCCCCUGCUGCUGCCGCAGCCCCAGGCCCUGCGAUGGGGAAUGUGCCCUCCGCGGUGAAACACUGCCUCAGCUACCAACAGCUGCUCCGAGAGCAUCUCUGGAUCGGGGAUUCCGUGGCAGGGUCGCUGGACCCCGCGCAGGACUCAUCCCAAUUUUCUGGACUCCCUGAGUAUGUUAAAAUCGUGGAAGUUGGACCAAGGGAUGGAUUACAGAAUGAAAAGGUUAUAGUUCCAACAGAUGUAAAAAUUGAAUUCAUCAAUCAACUUUCCCAAACUGGCUUGUCGGUGAUAGAAGUGACCAGCUUUGUGUCUUCCAAAUGGGUGCCCCAGAUGGCUGAUCAUACUGAAGUGAUGAAAGGCAUUCACCAAUAUCCAGGAGUUCGGUAUCCGGUCCUGACUCCUAAUCUUCAGGGUUUGCACCGUGCUGUUGCUGCAGGAGCCACGGAGAUAGCUGUGUUUGGUGCUGCAUCUGAAUCCUUCAGUAAAAUGAAUAUUAACUGUUCCAUCGAAGAAAGCAUGGAGAAGUUUGAGGAGGUCGUCAAGUCUGCAAAGUAUAUGGGUAUCCCAGCACGAGGGUAUGUGUCAUGUGCCCUGGGCUGUCCCUACGAAGGAAGCAUUGCACCACAAAAAGUGACGGAAGUGGCUAAGAGACUCUACGGUAUGGGCUGCUAUGAGAUCUCCCUGGGAGACACAGUCGGAGUGGGAACCCCGGGAAACAUGAGAAGAAUGUUGGACAGUGUCCUGAAAGAAAUCCCACCGGUUGCCCUUGCUGUUCACUGUCAUGACACGUAUGGACAAGCCUUAGCAAAUAUCCUCACAGCACUUCAGAUGGGGAUUAACGUAGUGGACUCUGCAGUAUCCGGAUUAGGGGGUUGCCCGUAUGCAAAAGGUGCGUCUGGGAAUGUUGCCACUGAAGAUCUGGUGUAUAUGCUUAAUGGCCUGGGGCUCAACACAGGAGUGAAUCUUUACAAAGUGAUGGAAGCGGGUGACUUUAUUUGCAAAGCUGUGAAUAAAACCACAAACUCAAAAGUCGCACAAGCCUCCUUCCGGGCUUCAUUUGAAUGAAUGUGUGACUUAGGUUGAGAAGGUUCGUUUCAACGACAUAUGUUCAUCUGAAAGUCAUUACUGUCAACCUGCUUUGAAAUGUGAAGUAAUGGACGAGAGUGAAAAAAAGAAAUGCUUUUUCUAAAAGAGUGUAACUUGAUGGAUUAUGAAGGCAGAGUCGGCAGGUAAAUUGCAAGCCGGGAUGCGUAAUAAAACGUGUAGACAUGCUUUUGCAUUUGAAAGAAAAAAGUCUCUUCUUUUGCUCUUAUAGAAAUAACUUUUUAAUUUAGUAGAAGGGAAAAAUUGACUUCAGAUUUCCCAACGUAUCACAUACCGUGUUAAUACUGAAUCAAGCUGGUUUAGUACCGUGUGCAUAUUGGGAGUCGUUUAUGAGCCCGCACAGUGCGCAGUGUGUGGCCUCGGCAGUGUGUGUUACGCCCCUGGCUCUGAACUUCCAUUUGCAAAGUCAGUUAAGCUAGAGACCGAGAGCCAAAUAAAUGUCCGUCUGACCCUCCGUCGUUUGUAGUGGUAGAGCUUUCGUCUCCAGUAUGACUAACAUAUGUUAACGAUUUCAGUGACUUUAUCUCGUUCCGAGGGGCUGCGGUCAAUGGCGGUCUGCCAUAGCCUGGGAACACAUGGCGACCUCCCAUGUUUGUUACACGCACUCUGUUCACCAUGCUUUCACUCCCAUCACGUCGGUUGCCAUAACAACUGGUGAGGUGUUACUCUUGUAGCGAGAGCUAUUAGAUCUGGUUUGCAUCCUGAUCUCUAAACUGUCAUACUGCAAACAGAUUGAUAUACGUCCCACAAUACUCCUUUAUAAUUCUCAGAUCACUUCUAAAUUGCCUAAGGAAAUAUCACUGUCAUCCUAGGAAUAGUAAGAUGGUUUAUAAAUUCAUGAAAUAAGUUAUUUUUCAUUGGUUGAAGGGACUUUAACUAGAUCACUUCAUUGUUGACCUUUUCCCAUCUGUUUCGUAAGUUGGAGUAGCUGGAAUGAUAUGGAUUGUACUGGGAAAAAUUACCAGAAGUAGCAAAAAUUAAUAUAUCAGAGAUUGAUACAAGGAGCAAGGGGACUAUUUAAAAAUAAACAUUUCUAUAACCUAUGCAAAUCAUGUGGGAACAGUGUUAGUACAUGUGGGUCUAUAAUGCCAGUUCUAUUAUGUCUGUAGAAUUCUCCAACAAUACUCGGUGAUUUUUAUCUUUGAAUAAAUUUGCAUAGAACUUGAA
This is a messenger RNA of Echinops telfairi (small Madagascar hedgehog), 2286 nucleotides long. It is a transcript of the gene HMGCLL1, whose product is annotated as 3-hydroxymethyl-3-methylglutaryl-CoA lyase like 1. Gene Ontology annotation, molecular function: hydroxymethylglutaryl-CoA lyase activity. The coding region runs from base 49 to 1080 and encodes 343 amino acids. Lineage: Eukaryota; Metazoa; Chordata; Mammalia; Afrosoricida; Tenrecidae. The record is from RefSeq and is a predicted model, not a curated record. The transcript has 9 exons. Gene Ontology annotation, biological process: L-leucine catabolic process; ketone body biosynthetic process. Gene Ontology annotation, cellular component: cytosol; endoplasmic reticulum.